Messenger RNA from Gaeumannomyces tritici R3-111a-1, 1980 nucleotides. Its product is annotated as aldehyde dehydrogenase. Bases 189 to 1682 code for a protein of 497 amino acids. The record is from RefSeq and is a predicted model, not a curated record. The transcript is spliced from 5 exons. Gene Ontology annotation, molecular function: aldehyde dehydrogenase (NAD+) activity. NCBI's taxonomy places the organism in Eukaryota, Fungi, Ascomycota, Sordariomycetes, Magnaporthales, Magnaporthaceae.
CCCCGCUUUGUUUUAUAAUAAACCACCUGGCCCUCCUCUUGUUCCCUCGAAGCUCCUCUUCUUGUUCUGUCACUUCUACAUUUUCCCGCUCCUCCUUAACCCGCACCCCCCAUCCUAUCCAAGCAACUCCCCAGAUACCCCGUCCUCACAUACCGACCGCCCCAACACACACCCACAGAAGCUACAGGAUGGCGAACCUAUUCACGGAGCUCAAGACUCCUGCCACCGGCGCCUUCAAGCAGCCGCUUGGUCUCUUCAUCAACAACGAGUGGGUUGAGGGCUCCGACAAGAAGACGUUCGAGGUCAUAAACCCCACCACCGAGGAGGUCAUCUGCUCCGUCCACGAGGCCACCGAGAAGGACGUCGACCUGGCCGUCAAGGCCGCGCGCAAAGCCUUCGAGGGCGAGUGGAAGCAAACCACCCCGCAGCAGCGCGGCAUCCUGCUGAACAAGCUCGCCGACCUCGUCGAAAAGAACCUGGACCUGCUCGCCGCCGUCGAGUCGCUCGACAAUGGCAAGGCCUUCGCCAUGGCCAAGGGUGACGUCGGCGCUGUCGUCGGCUGCCUGAGGUACUACGGCGGCUGGGCCGACAAGAUCGAGGGCAAGACCAUCGACAUUGCCCCCGACAUGUUCCACUACACCAGGCAAGAGCCUAUCGGAGUCUGCGGCCAGAUCAUCCCAUGGAACUUCCCCCUCCUCAUGUUUGCCUGGAAGAUCGGCCCUGCCCUGGCCACGGGCAACACGGUUGUCCUCAAGACCGCUGAACAGACCCCCCUCUCGGGCCUGGUCAUGGCGCAGUUCGUCAAGGAGGCCGGCUUCCCCGCCGGUGUGCUCAACGUGGUCUCGGGCUUCGGCAAGAUCGCCGGCGCCGCCAUCUCGGCGCACAUGGACGUCGACAAGGUGGCCUUCACGGGCUCGACCGUGGUCGGACGCACCAUUAUGAAGGCGGCGGCGUCGUCCAACCUCAAAAAGGUCACGCUCGAGCUCGGCGGCAAGUCCCCCAACAUCGUCUUCAACGACGCCGACAUCGAGCAGGCCGUCAGCUGGGUCAACUUUGGCAUCUACUUCAACCACGGCCAGUGCUGCUGCGCCGGCUCGCGCGUCUAUGUGCAGGAGGACAUCUACGACAAGUUCGUGGCCGCCUUCAAGGCGCGGGCGGAGAAGAACGCCGUCGGCGACCCCUUCAAGGACGACACCUUCCAGGGCCCCCAGGUCAGCCAGCUGCAGUACGACCGCAUCAUGGAGUACAUCAAGGCCGGCAAGGACGAGGGCGCCACGGUCGAGACGGGCGGCGGCCGCCACGGCGACAAGGGCUACUUCAUCCAGCCCACCAUCUUCACAAACGUGCGCAACGACAUGAAGAUCAUGCAGGAGGAGAUCUUCGGCCCCGUCUGCGCCAUCGCAAAGUUCAAGACGGAGGAGGACGUGAUCCACAUGGGCAACGACUCCAGCUACGGCCUUGCCGCCGCCGUGCACACCAAGGACCUCAACACGGCCAUCCGCGUCAGCAACUCGCUCAAGGCGGGCACCGUCUGGGUCAACUGCUACAACAUGCUGCACCACCAGCUGCCCUUUGGUGGCUUCAAGGAGUCUGGUAUCGGCCGCGAGCUCGGCGAGGCUGCGCUGGCCAACUACACGCAAACCAAGUCGGUCGCCAUCCGUCUCGGCGGCGCUCUGUUCUAAGCGGUGUCGCCCAGGGCGACGGGGGCGGUGGAGGAAAAAAAUGGCCGUUUUCACACGGCUGCCCGAGAGAGAAGGGGCAUGGGUUUUGCGUCUGGCCGGGGAUACCAUGAACCAGAUUGACGGGAAACCGUUCAAGAUAUAUGAUGAUGGGGGAAGGACGCUAGGUUGGCUGCAUUGAUUCCCAAUCUGUACAUUACAUCUCUUUCCGCGGCUCUGGAAUUAACAGACGCGUGGGCAUGAAUGAAAACUGAGUGCUCAAAUACUUUCGUUCGUAAAGACUCUUGGGUUUGUCGCCUGA